Prunus mume (Japanese apricot) is the source of this 2566-nucleotide messenger RNA. Lineage: Eukaryota; Viridiplantae; Streptophyta; Magnoliopsida; Rosales; Rosaceae. The record is from RefSeq and is a predicted model, not a curated record.
CUCUGUCUCUCUCUCCUCGUCCGUCUGCCACUUCGCCCUUUGUCCCUGUAUAACUUCGUCUCUCUCUCUCUCUCUCUCUCUCUCUCCUCGUAGCUGCUUAUUCAGGAUUUUGGCUGCGGAAAGGUUAUCUGUUCCGACCUUGGGGUUUGAAUUCUUGUUUGAUUACCUUGGGCUUUGCAUCGCAGUUUUUGUAGAGAAGACGUUUUAAUGACCAUGGAUUCCUCGCGAGGAGAGCCUUCGGGGCAACCCCAGAUGAUGGGCGGAGCAGCUGCCCAGAAACUAACAACAAAUGAUGCCUUAGCGGCAUAUCAAAAGGCUGUGAAGGAUAUAUUUGAAGACAAGAAGGAAAAAUAUGAAGAAUUUUUUGAAGUCAUGAAAGACUUCAAGGCCCAAAGAAUUGACACUGUGGAUGUGAUAGAGAGGGUGAAGGAUUUAUUUCAAGGGCAUCAAAAGCUAUUAUUAGGUUUCAAUACCUUCUUGCCAAAGGGAUAUGAAAUCACCCUCCCACUUGAGGACGAGCAACGGCCUCCUCAAAAGAAGCCUGUAGAAUUUGAAGAAGCUAUCAGUUUUGUUAACAAGAUUAAGACACGAUUUGAAGGAGAUGACCAUGUUUAUAAAUCUUUUUUAGACAUUCUGAAUAUGCACAGAAUGGAAAACAAGUCCAUUGCAGAGGUUUACCAGGAGGUUGCAGCACUUUUCCAAGAUAACUCAGACUUACUUGUGGAGUUUACUCAUUUCUUACGUGAUACUUCAGGAGCAGCCUCCAUUCACUAUGCUCCAUCUCAUAAAAACUCAAUGCUCAGUGAUAGGAGCUCUGCUAUGCCUCCUAUGCGGCAAAUGCAUGUUGACAAGAAAGAAAGGACUAUGGGUUCUUAUACCGACUACGAUGAUGACUGUCCUGAUCCUGACCGUGAUAGAGCUCUGAUGAAAGCUGACAAAGAGCAAAGGAGGCGUGGUGAGAAGGAGAAGGAGAGGAAAGAAGACGGAGAAAGAAGAGAUCAUGAAUGGGAUGAUAGGGAUUUUGACCAUGAUGGCAGUAGGGACUUCAACAUGCAACCUUUUCACCACAAAUGGCAAGAUUCUCAUAUGACUGAAGACUCAGCUAAUGAACAAGUGCAUCCAGGUGCUCAAGGCGAUGAAAACUUUGCAGAACAUUUCAUUUCAUCCUCUUAUGAGGAUAGAAAUUCUGCCAAAAGUAUGUACAGCCAGAAGCUUGCUUACUGUGAUAAGGUGAAGGAGAAGUUACGAAAUCCUGAUGAUUACGUUGAAUUUUUGAAGUACGUCCAUUGUUUUAGCAAGGAAAUUAUUACACGAUCCGAAUUGCAGUCUUUGGUGAGUGAUUUACUUGGAAGGUAUCCGGAUCUUAUGGAUGCGUUCGACGAAUUUUUGGCAUGUGAAAAAAAAGAAGCCUUAAGGAGUGAAGGAAAUUUAUCCAGAUCAGUGAAGGUAGAGGAUAUGGAUAGGGAUCAUGAUUGUGAAAGGGAUGAUGGGGUUAACAAUAGAGAGCGUGGAACUUGGAAAGGGGAUACGUUUGAGAAAAAUGGUGCCUCUGGCAAUAAAGAAGUUGGAGGCCAGAAGAUUUCUAUAUUUUCCAGCAAGGAUAAAUACUUGGCAAAACCUAUUAAUGAGCUUGACCUCUCUAACUGUGAGCGCUGCACUCCAACCCAUCUCCUCCUCCCAAAGAAUUAUCCAAUACCUUCUGCUAGCCAAAAAACGGAGCUUGUGUCUGAAGUAUUGAAUGAUCCUUUGGCAUCUGUCACUUCUGGAAGUGAGGAUUACUCUUCUAAACAUGUGCGCAAAAACCAGUAUGAAGAGAGCCUGUUUCGGUGCAAGGAUGACAGGUUUGACCUGGAUAUGUUGUUGGAUUCCAUGAACGUAACGACCAAGUGUGUGGAAGAACUAUUAGAAAAGAUCAAUAACGGUAUGAUUAAGAUGGACAGUCCAAUCCGUAUUGACGAACACUUGACAGCUGUGAAUCUGAGGUGCAUUGAGCAACUCUGUGGUGACCAUGGGCGUGAUGUGAUGGAUUUGUUGAGAAAAAAUGGUCCACUAGCUUUGUCUGAUAUAUUAACCUGUUUGAAGCAAAAGCAAGAAGAGUGGGCAAGGUGUCGUUCUGAUUCUAAUGAAGUUGGGGCUGAUAUAUGUGACAAGAACUAUCCCGAGUCACAGGACACAAAGAGCUUAAGCAGAAAAGCCUUGCUGACGGAGACUAAAGAGUUCAGUGAGAAGAAGCGGACUGAAAAUGGUCAGGAGCAAUGAUAACUUUGCUUGGGACCUCAGAUCAAAGACUCAGGCAGAUUGUUUGAUGCAUACUGUACAGGAAAUUGAACUCCAUGGCUUUGGCAGAAGCGAAGCUGAGCUGAUGCUUAUAUUAGGGAUGUUGGAAAACCCCACUUGGGAGCAAUAAACAUCAAAGAGGUUUAAUAGGUGGCAUUGUUUAUCCUUAUGAGCCUACUUUAGUUCUCAUCCUAGUUUGAUCGUUCAGCUAGUGUUUGUGUACACACUUGGAUUUUCUCAGAUGCCGUGUGUCCAUUUCUUUUGCAGAUUCAGACUAUUACUCUACCUC